CCCUUUCGAUUCUCUACCUUGUCGAUCUCUAAAACCAGUACGAACCGCGAACCGAGCAAACGAAGAAAGACGUUAGGAUGCUGUCGAUGAGCUGUGCCUCUUCUAGGUCAUCAGUUCCCUCAGCAAAGGCUCUCGGCUUUUCAUCCCCACUCUACCUCUUCCAUAGAAAUCCUAGAUUCCCUAGGAUUCUCAGAACCUUUUGUUCAUCUGCCUCAACUGGAGACUCGGUUUCUGAUCAAUCUCAACAACCUCAUGUCGUCCAGAGAAGCAAUUACUCCGGAGUUUGUCUGGAAGAGACUGUUGAGUUUGGAUCUGAGAAGUCAAGGCUUGACUCCUGGAUUUCUUCUCGUAUUGCCGGCGUCAGUCGAGCUCGUGUCCAGUCGACCAUUCGUUCGGGGCUUGUUAAGGUUAAUGGCCGUAUUGUUGACAAGGUUUCGCACGUUGUCAGAGUUGGGGAUGAGGUUAACUGCACAAUAAUGGAGUUGCAACCGUUAAGGGCUGACCCAGAAGAUAUACCUCUUGAUAUAGUGUAUGAAGAUGCUCAUGUUCUAGUUGUAAACAAACCUGCAGAUAUGGUUGUUCAUCCGGCACCUGGCAAUGCUAGUGGAACUCUUGUAAAUGGUAUUCUUCAUCAUUGCAGUCUUCCAACAGUUGGAUUCCCAGAUAGUAAGAUAUUUUCUGAAACAGCAGAUAGUUCUGAUGAUGAGUUUGGUAGUUAUUCCAGUGCACAAAUUUCCAAGGAAGAGAUGAGUGCCACAGAGUAUGGGGCUUCUGUUCGGCCUGGUAUUGUGCACAGAUUGGACAAAGGAACUAGUGGAUUGCUUGUUGUUGCAAAGGAUGAGCAUUCUCAUGCCCAUUUGUCUGCACAAUUCAAGCUUCACACCAUUCAUAGAGUGUAUUUGAGUCUUACUGCAGGAUUACCCUCCCCACUUUCUGGACGUAUUGAGAUUCCAAUAGGUCGUGAUUCAAAUAAUCGGCUUCGCAUGGCUGCUAUCCCUGGUGCUAGUAAGAGUAAACAGGCACGCCAUGCUGCUAGUAGGUAUAGGGUAAUUGAAGUUUUGGCUGGUGGUGGCUCUGCACUUGUCAAAUGGAGUUUAGAAACUGGGCGAACUCAUCAGAUCCGUGCACACGCGAAGUUUCUGGGAAUUCCUCUUCUAGGUGAUGAAGUGUAUGGUGGAACUAAGAGCAUGGCCCUCUCAUUGCUUCGGCCUAAGACGCCCUCCAGCUUGCAUGGUCACCUUUUGCAAGUGGUUUCAAAAUUACGGAGGCCUUGCCUCCAUGCUCUUGCUCUUGGUUUUGAGCACCCACAUACUGGAGAGAACAUGCAGUUCUCAUGCCUGCCCCCUGAUGACUUUGCUGAGGUGUUGAGUCUUCUUCGUGGUAUUGGAACCCAAAAGCCUGCACUGCAGAAAUGAUUCUCUGCCCACUACCACCCAUUAACUGAAAACCUAAAGAAAUCACUGGUCUGCGUAAAUCAAUUGGAGGCGCCUUUGAAUGUAAGAUUCCAUCAUUUCAGAGCAGGCUAUGGCUGAGGAGAUUCAGUGCACAGAGCUA
Messenger RNA from Telopea speciosissima, 1554 nucleotides. Its product is annotated as RNA pseudouridine synthase 2, chloroplastic. The transcript has 8 exons. The record is from RefSeq and is a predicted model, not a curated record. Bases 78 to 1415 code for a protein of 445 amino acids. Gene Ontology annotation, biological process: pseudouridine synthesis. Lineage: Eukaryota; Viridiplantae; Streptophyta; Magnoliopsida; Proteales; Proteaceae. Gene Ontology annotation, molecular function: RNA binding; pseudouridine synthase activity.